ACCGGUGCAGCCCUGUCACGCCCACAGCGCCCCCUUUCGGCCCGGACGGCCCACCACGCCCCGGCGCCUGUGAAAGGGUACCAUGUCAGCCGUAGCAUGUCCCAGCAUUCCUCGGGCGGAGGAGGCCCCUGCCACUGCACACCUGAGGACUGUGACGGCCCAGGCAGAGACUACUACAAGGGUCACAGUGAUGGCCACUAUUACCCUACAGGAGGUCCUGCUGAGGCCCUGGCGCUUGAGAGGCACCAUUCCCACUCCCAUAGCCAUUCUGGAGGGGGAACCUUCCCCCGCUCCCACCCCAGCCAGCACCCACCUCUCCAGUCGUUUGACUCUUGCGAGGAGUGCCUGUCCUCAGGCCACGGAGGGAAGAUGCAUCGCAUUCCUCCGAACCUGAUUGACCAGUUUGAGAAGCAGGUGCCCUUUCAUCCUGAUGGCUUCCACACACUACAGUACCAGCGCACCACUAGUGGGGGUGCUGAGCCACGCAGCGAGAGCCCCUCACGUAUCCGCCACCUGGUCAACUCUGUGCAGCGCCUCUUUGCCAAGUCCCAUUCCCUGGAGGCACCAUCCAAACGGGAGUACAACGGCACAAGGGGAGGUGGGGACUACCGUGGCGAGAGAGGAGGAGGAGGCCACAGGAGUGGAGGGGAGGACGGCGGCAGCCACUACUCAGGCCACCAGCCUCGCUCUACCAGGAGGAGCAAGUCUCGAGAGCGAAGCAAGAGUGGAGACUCACGGCACGAGUCGGGCAGACGCCACCGCAGCAGGACAGCAGGCUGGUGGAGCUCUGACGAUAACCUGGACAGCGACAGCAGCUUCCUGGUCAGCGGGGGCAGAAGGGGGUAUCCCAGUGGACACGAGAGCCUGGAUGCAGCCAUCCAAGAGCUCACCAUGAAGAGGCCCAAGGAGCGUGGUGGGCCGGGGCCUGCGGAGUGCAUGGCCUGUACCACAAUGGCCCUGGCCGGGGGUGAAGGUGGCGGACACCAUGGGCACCACGGCCACUCUCUGAAAAGGAGCACGUGGUCGGCCAUGACAGUGAGUCAGGCCAGGGAGGUGUACCCCUCCACCAGGGGAGGAGGCUACGAUAAAGCCCUUGUGCCUGUGGAGAGUAAGCUAAAGGAGAGGACCUUCCACUACCUACAGGUCCCGUCAGAAGACUGGGGAGGUGGAUAUUGCGGUGGCGGUGCAGCCGACAGCGGAGGGGAGAUUCCAUGCCGUCGCAUGCGGAGCGGCAGCUACAUCAAGGCCAUGGGCGACGAUGACAGUGCUGACUCAGACACCAGCCCAAAAGCCUCGCCUAAGUCCACCCUGAUUGCCCAGAGGGAUGCCUUUAGACGAUCUAUCAGCAUGGAUCAAAGGUACUCAUGUAAGCAGUGUACAGACUCCUACCCCAACAGCCGAACUACACCUAAACCCCAAGCCCGCACUCGUAGUUACACCCGCUCUCUGACCAGCUCACAGCUGGGAGACUCGUUGAACCGUCAGUUUGAGGCGGUGUGUGAGACCAUGUUCGGUGAGGUGGAGUCUCAAGCUGUCGAGGCCCUGGAUCUUCCAGGUGUGUUUCGCACCCGCAGCCACAGCUACGUCCGCGCCAUCCAGGCUGGCUGCUCCCAGGACGACGACUGCCUCUCUGUCUUCUCCAUGUCGGGCCCCCAGGGAAGCAUCAAGGGCGGGGCUGUCUUUCCUUAUCGUAAAGGUGCUCCUCCCCCACUCCCACCUCGCAUGUCCAAGUCUUCGCUCUCGGUGCGAGCCCAGAGCAGCACAGAGUCAACCCAGGAUGCCUACUUCCAGAGCAGCGGACAGCUGGCCUCAAGCUCGGGCCCUGGGCGCACCAAGAUGCACAGCAACUCUGUGGACCUGGGCAGUUCCGAUGGCCCCUCUGGUCGCUCCUCCAGAGGAGGCUACUACACCGCCACGGGACCUGGACGUUCUCGACAGCACAGUAACUCGGCAGAGAGCCUAGAUGGAGUCAGAGGUUCAAGGGAGCUGGUGCCCUACGGAGGUGGCCCGGGAGUCGGGGUGAGGGCCAAACACAGCAGCUCGGCUGACAGUCUGCUGGAGGGGCCACCAAGGCCGGCAAGAGAGAGAGACGGCAGGGUUGGGGGCAGCCUGGGGAAGUCAGCCUCUCUGCCUCAGAACAGCAUAGUGCUGAGUAAAGCUGGGGGGCAGGACGAUGGACGCGGUGGAAGAAAGUGGAGGCCAUCCAUAGCUGUGCAGGUGGACAGCUCAGAGACUCUGUCAGAUUCAGACGCAGAGGGCAAAGGACUUACAGAGGUCCACUCUAUAGGCGUCCAAGUGGAAGAUGACAAAAGGCGGGCUCGUUUCAAGCGCUCCAACAGCGUGACAGCGAGCGUGCAGGCAGACCUGGACCCUGAGGGCUUCCAGGGGCUCAGCAUCGCCGUGCCAACACAGGACAAGAGUCUCCAGUUUGGAUGUUCCUUCCAAAGGCACUCGUCAGAGCCAGAGUCAGCCAGCCAGUUUACAGAGUGCCACCGCACCGUCCACACACAGGGACAAUGGGCCUACAGAGAGGACAUGAUCCAGAGUGGCUAUACCACUGAGGCCUGCCCAGCAGACCCACGGCCACACCAGCACCCACACUUGCCUCCACGUUCCCACUCACCUCUGCCCAUCACCUCUGAGAGAGCCUGGGCAGGGACACCGUCCCUGGAGGGCCCCCGGAGCCUGCCCGACUCGGGCCGAGCCUCACCCUGCAUGAGAGAUGGAGAGUUCUUCUUACGUCUCCUGCAAACGGAGGUGGAGAGGAUGGAGGGCUGGUGCCAGAACAUGGAAACAGAGGCAGAGGAGAACGAACUGCCAGAGGAGAUUCUUGAGCUGAUUCGAAAUGCAGUUGGCAGUGCCCAGAUGCUCAUGUCUCAGAAAGUCCAGCAGUUCUUCCGCCUCUGCCAGCAAAGUGUGGACCCAUCAGCAUACCCCCAGCCCACCUCUCAGGACCUGGCAGGCUUUUGGGACCUGCUCCAACUCAACAUAGAGGACGUCAGGGUCAGGUUUCAGGACCUCCAGAGGCUCAAGGAUUCUAAUUGGAGGCUCCCACCUGAAAAGAAGGAGGAUAAGAAGCUCCCUCCUCCCUUACCAAAGAAGCCAGCAGGUGGGGUGAGUGGCAGCCUCCGGGCCGAUAGUGUCGGGGAUGGGGGCGCUGGAGGUGGGUCGGGGGGCCUGGUGGUGCCUCGCAUUGGGGGACAUACCUUACCCAUCAGGGAGAAGUCCCUGGACCUCGGGGACCGUCAGAGGACAGAAGCGAGGAGGAGGCUGUUGCAGACCAAGCGCACUGCCUCCUUCAGGCAGAACUCGGCCACAGAGAGCGCAGACAGCAUCGAGAUCUACAUCCCCGAAGCCCAGACUCGACUCUGAGCACAAGCCUGAGCUGUUUCCCACUCACCCUCCUCACUUACCCUCACCCCAGCAAAGCUGACGUGCGUACCAAUCUCAGUCUUUCUCUGAGCCCAGUUUGGGAUCUUCUGCGGGUCACUGCUGUUUAUCCGCUACCCUCCCUUCCAGCAUUUCCAUCACUUCACUUUCCACGACUUCAAAAUCACUUGUCUUUGCAUUAUACAAGCAAUGACAGUCAUUUUAGUGUCUUGAAAUUUUACUGAUACAGAGGCCUGAAAUGGUAGCUAGCAGAUAUGAGUUGUAGACUUUUUUAAAUAAUUCUCUGAAUUUCUUUUUUGGCUGACAACAAACAAGAAAAAGUCACACUUUUAUAACAGUAGUAGUCAGAGGUUCACGCAGUAGUAGCAUGCCUGUGCGUGUUCAUCUAGUGCUUCUCCAUCAUUGAAAAUAAAGGGCUUAACAGGCACAAAACCUCUGUGGAGAUGGGGGAUGACACAUCUUCCUAUGGACCCCCUGUUACCAUCUCCAGAAUGCCAUUUGCAACAGAAAUAACUAAGUUUUAACCACACUCUUCACUGAUGCUACUAGUAUGGAUGAAUAAACAUGGAUUCAUUUCUCACCAUCAGUUUAAAUGCCCUUAAAGUCAGAUGGUUGGCAAUCCCCAAAGAACAUUCUCCAAGCAUACUAAGUUAACUACAGCUGGCUCCUUUCACCCAGGUGCCAUCUGUCCACCAUGGCACCCAGUAAAAGAAUAUGAAACAAUUUUCUGUCUCUUUCCUUCAUUCCUCACGUCCCGCAUUUCCAUCGAGAACCCUCAGCAGUGGGGCUGUUUGAAUGUGCAAGUGCUAUUUGUACAUAGUGUGCACACUCAUAUUUGCCAAAAGGAGCUUUUGCGGUGUAGCAUCGCUGACUUGACUGCCCGAGAGCAUCACCGACAAAAACACAGAGCUGUUUGCUUUUUAUGUAGUCUCUCUGAAGUGGUCAGGGGUGGGGUUGCUGGGAAUUUUAAGGAAAUAUAUUUUGAUGGCUUGUCAGAACUUUACUGAGAAGGCCCCCAUUUCACUGUGAGACUAUAGCACCACCAAGUGGUCAAAUGAGGACCCAAACCAACGACUGUCGACAAGAGCGCUCUUUUCACCUCAGUCAGGAAUAAACAGAUGUCCUGAUGAAACAGCCAUGAAAGAAGAUCAGUUUCUUUAUUACGUUUUUUUCAGAGUGGACUUUCCCAUGAUAUGUUUGCAUAAUUGAGAAGAUAAAAUAGUGGAUCACAAAGUAAAAGGGGGCGGGGGGGAGCUCUUCAGCAGAAUCCACUUGCCGAACUCAAUCCUCUCAAUUUCACACACCACUGAUAAAAGAAGGAAUGUUUUCUCUGAUCGAAAGAAAAUGAAAGAAGUCAUAUUAUUCAAUGUAGCUCCCUCCACACCCCUUCCAAAGAGUCAUCAGAGGAAACCCAUCAGUUGUGAAGUGAUAGAAAAGAGGCAACUUGAUAGUGUUUGGUAAUCAUGUGAGAUUAAGUAUCACCUGUUGACAUUACACUCUGCUAUGUGUUCUUUUCCCUUCCUCUUUAUUUAAUUCUUGAAAUCAUACUAUCUGGUGUUUCCACUAAACAGAAGUGUAGCAUGAUUUUAAAAAUUCAGAGGGGUUCUCAUAUACGCAUUUAUGUCAGAAUAGAUAUUUCUAAAUGAAGUAUUUUGAAUGGAUGGUGCAUAUUGGUUUGUGUGUGUGUGUGUGUGUGUGUGUGUGUAUGAAGGGCUGUUUGUCAUUAGGGACGUGCGAUGAAGCCCAAUGAAUACUACAAAUCCAAAUCAGAUGUUUUAAAGACAAAAAACUAUAAGAAUCUUUUAGCAUGACCUGUUUUUCUUUUGUUUUUUUUCUAACAUUUGGAUGGAAUGUGUUGGCAAAAUGGGAUAUUUUAAUGGGAGAUGUAUAUUUUAUAGUAUAAUCUACAUUUCUAGAUUAGUAGAGACUAUUGAGUACAGUAUUGUGUACAAAAACAGCAUAUAUCAAAUGUGAAAUACUACAGUAUUACUAUGAUAGAUUAUAGCAUUGUGUGAUACUACAGCUGUGUGGCAUAUCCUGACUCAGCACAUGUGAAAAAGAAUUUCAAAUGAUUAUUAUCUUAAGUUUGUGAGUGCUGGGUCAGGUUCACAGGGUAUGACUGGCAAGAGUCUUAAUUGCCAAGUAUGAUCCUCCUUAGGCCUACUGUAUAUCUGUCUGUGGUUCAAACAUAUACUGCUGUAUCCCCUCCCUGUAUAUCCUCUUUAGAACCAACUACAUGUGCCUAACCAGCUAUAUGUGGAGGUUUCCUUUGAACACAGUUUACAGUAUAUUUAUAUAUACAUAUAUAAAUGAAUAUAUAUGUAUUUAUAUAUAUAUAAAGAUAUGUAAAUAUAGAAGUAUACAAUCUGCAGUGAAUAUUGUGAAAGAAAAUGUUUUUAUUGUACUGACAUGCCACCCUUUGUCUCCCUCACUCACUUGCAAUACACACAUAAGACUGGCAGAUUUUGUUGAUGUUAAUACUGCAUGUUUUAUGUCAGCCUCCUUUAAACAAUUUACCAGAAUCUCAUUUUUUCUUGACAAUAGGAAAGCAAAUUUUGUAGCUUAUAAACCGUUUUUGUUUUUGUGAUUGAAAAGACAUUGACAAGAUUUUACAGUGCCGUUAUUUCAAUGAGUCGCUUCUUUGUACAAAUAUUAUAUCCUUGGAGGACAGUGAUACUGGCAACCUUGAAACAGCAAUCAGCAUUUUGAUUUGAAUCAAUUUAACAACCUCCACGUUGAACAAGCUGCCCUGGCGAUGAUAAAAAGGGCUGAAAAUCAGACAUCAUGUUUAAUUCAUUUGCAGCGGUGUGGGUUGCAGAGCAGCCUUUUUAUCCUCUCAUCCUUCUCCUGAUACCCUCAAACUUGACAAGAUCUCAGUGGCGUGUGACACAGGCCUCAUCUAACAAAGCACAAAGACCUGCUUAUACUGUUACUCCACUGUGAAGGCCUCUUGGCUCCACCCUCACAAUCUUCAAACCUACACACAGUGGGAUGGCAAGGUUGGCCUUGAGGGACACCAGGAAUCAAAGAGGCUUUGUUGGAUAUUUAUCAACCGUAGCAACUACUACUUCUCCAAUUCUCGUUGACUUUCUCCUCUAUACUUUUGAUCACACAUUGAGGUGUUAGCCAGCCACCUUGCCUUGAAACAGGUCUCUUGCAAACACACUUUUGGUGGUAUAUGAUUUCCAUUCUUUUUGUUCUGUAUUUUACCCAUCCAUCUUUCCUAUAUCUUCACAGUAUAAAUAGAGGAGCCUCAGCUAAAAAUAGCACGUGGGUGUGUAGUUGUACAAACAUGAUCCGAGCACUCACCAACACACCAGACGGACUACUAUACGAACCCUUUCACCUCUUUCUAGAAGUGCAAAAACCCCUUGUGGACAGCCAGACGGACAAGUCAACUUCGAGUACCUCAGUUUCUAGCAGCAGUGUCUCCAACCCCGACCCAGGCCUCUGUCCUCAGGGGAUUCUCUGACACCACACAACCGACGGACCCUGAAAAUACAGGACCAGAUCAGUCCCGCAGGAAUGUUGUCCAUAUUCUCUGAACGAAAGGGGAGAUCCUUUGAGCCCAGCAUCUCUAGUAGCCAUUCUCUAAGACUAGAGAGCAACAGUGAAAGAAGUGGUCGUUAAGGGAAGAGCUCAAUUGUAGCCACUUUGUGUGUGUGUGUGUGUGCUGUGUACUGUGAACCAGGUGGGGCAGGAGGGAUGCUGUAGUAGCAGAUUUGAGUUUUAGUUAUGCAGACAUUUCUGAGAGGUAGAGCUGCUCUGGAGGGAAAAGCUAAAUCACUAGUUGAGUUAAGCCUCAGUGGGAGUUGAAUAACUAAAGCCAUGGCUGCAGCUUCUUGUUCCAUUACUCCCUGCAAUAUCACAAACUAAUCUUGUGUCAAAAAAAUGGAACAGAAAUGUCUUAUUUUGUUGAUUUUUUGAUGAACAACCAUGUUCACGGCAUGUUUCAGCAGCUGAAUGCUUUUAACGAACUAGCAACAACAGAAUAAUGCUGGAUUACAUACAUGCAUCAUUUGCUGUGAUACUCUUAUACACAGCUAAGCAAUUUCAUUCCACACGGGAAUGGCAGACUCCCCCACUAACAUUGAAAACUACUAUAUAGAAAAGGAGCUACAGAAUGUCAAUAAAUGAAAUGGUUAGUGCUAUAAAAAAUUCCAAUCAUAAACAGUGUCAAAAAAUCUUAUUUAUACUUUGACCAAACCUCCUUAAAACUUAUUUUUCUGUUCUCCUUUCCUUCCCUCUGUCUCCAGAGCAGCUCAAUCCCUAGAAGAUGUUUAACUGAAAUUCCAAUGUGCCUUUAGCACUGAGGCGUAAUUGUGUUUGUAAAUGUGUGUGUUGCUUUACAGUACACACACAUUUAACCAUGUGGGUCAGAGACAACUGAGCAAUUACUGUGUAAUUACAAAAAAAUAACACCCUGCCACCCUCAUGUUUACAGAAAUGUAAAUACCUAUUGCCAAUGGACAUUGCGCUUCUCAAUAUUACAUAUAUUGUUAUUACAAUAUGAUUAUUAUUAGUAUGAUUAUUGUCAUUAAAAGGAUUACUUAUUGCCAUCACUGUCAUUAUUAUAAAUGGUGUUGUCAGCUAUAGCUAUGGGUAAACAUUGUUCUGUAUUCAAGGGCAGGUGUUGUGUACAAUAACAAAUAAAGUAGUUUAAUCUAUGAAGACAAGUCUUAAAUCGCUGCUACUAAGGAGGAGUAGAAGAAAAACAAACUGACAAUAACUCUGGGAAGACAUUUUUCUCUGGGAUCCAUGAUGGACACUCCAACGAGGAGCGAGAGAUCACCAAAGGAGGAAAGUAAGCGACUGAAUGGAAGAUCCAAACAUAAGAUCCUUCUUUCUUCCUGUGCAUUUAUUCCACUCUGAACUCCUAGUUCUGCCAGAGGAGGAAAAUGACAUGUACAUCAAACUGAAAGAGAUUCUACUCUCUCUGUAUUCUACUCUAUAAUGUAGCAAAAACUAAAUAGCCCCUCGUUCUCUACUCUCUCCUCCUAUUUCAUCUGUUUCUGGCAUUUCUCACUUAACACCAUGACUUUUAAUCAGACGGGUUUGAUACAGCGAGCUUUUCUGUCUUCAAGCUCAGCUUUAUUCUUGAGUUCUCUUUUUUUAUAUGUUUAUAUGUUAUUCAGUGCCAAGACAGCAUACUGUACAUAAAUGCUUUUGUUUCUUUUCUCCUAUAAAACGAAUUGACUGGAGCAUAUAGCAAUAUCGAUGCCAUAAGAUAUGAACUCCGUUUCAUAAGGCCACCGGUUGAUACACAAGAUGCAUGAGAACACCACAGUGACCGGGAGAUGCAGCUUGAAUAUGUGCUGGAUGGGCAGUGGAGGGCGUUGCACAGUGAAGUGUAAAUCAUGAUUCCGUUUGUUGUGUUGUGGUUUUCAUUUUGUACAUACAAAUUUAUUUAUUGAUCUUGUAUGUUUUAUGGAUCUAGAUGUGUCAAAGGAGCACGUCUGACAGCGCUGAAGCCCAGAGAGAUGGCACACUGUGACGUGGUUUACCCCAACACAGAAUGUAACACUGUCAACAUUGUCAAAACAUUUUCUAAUGGCUAAUAUUAUUACUAUUAAUAUGAUUAUUAUAAAGCUAUUUUAGCGAGUUAAA
Molecule: messenger RNA, 8997 nt
Organism: Micropterus salmoides (largemouth bass)
Lineage: Eukaryota; Metazoa; Chordata; Actinopteri; Centrarchiformes; Centrarchidae
Gene: dlgap3
Product: discs, large (Drosophila) homolog-associated protein 3
Exons: 11
Coding region: 97-3372 (1091 amino acids)
Biological process (GO): signaling
Cellular component (GO): glutamatergic synapse; postsynaptic specialization
Molecular function (GO): molecular adaptor activity
Source: RefSeq, a predicted model, not a curated record